Molecule: messenger RNA, 2302 nt
Organism: Megalopta genalis
Lineage: Eukaryota; Metazoa; Arthropoda; Insecta; Hymenoptera; Halictidae
Source: RefSeq, a predicted model, not a curated record
UAGUACAGGUACAACUCGGUACACGGCGCUAUUAACUUAGUUAAUAUGAAACGGUAAACAUUGAAUCGGCUCAGUGAGGUGACCUAGUCGAAACAUGCCGUCAGUUGAGACAAGCCGGGUUUGUUGCGUGUGUAAGAAGGUGUUCUGUUGCAUCCAAUGCCGAGAACGACAUCAAAAGAAAAAACAUUCAGAGGAGGAGUUGAAAUGUCCGCUGUGCACGAUCCAGAAAUUUCCAUUACAGACGCUCGAAGAUAAAUCGCUGCUUUGUCAUAUAGCGGCCGCUCAUCUGCCACUGCAUUGCACUCUUUGCGGGGAAUUAUUCAAGCAGAGCAAAGACCUGGAGUCGUUUGGCACCUGCAAGUGGUGGAAGUCUCGACAUCGGCACAAUCUGGUUUCGGGCCAAAAGUCCGAGCUGAGAACGCCGCCGUUGAUCGAUGGAAAGGAAAACGAGUACAACGGGAACUUCGCGUCCUUGACCUCACCUCCGGAGUUGUACAGGAAUACUAGCACCCCCAUGGUGAUCGGACAGAAGAUCAAGCUGGAUUUAAAGACCCCGAUAGUUCCAGAUUUCUCCUUGAAAACACCGAAGACGAACUCCCCGUCGUUGAAGAGUCAGAUUCACAGCGACUUCCGGGACAGUACCGCCAGCAACUAUGCGAGCUUCCCGUCUUCAGGUUCGCACAAGGAAACGCCUUUCCGAUCAGUGAGUCGCAGCAACACGGACUCUGUGCUUCCUAAAGGCAACUCCAGAAAGCUGGGCGUCAUGAAGGAACAGGAAGAACACAAUUCGAACGUGCAUUCCAGCGUGAAUCAUGCGGUCGAGGACAUGGAGCUGACCGGUGUCGAAGGCGAGACGGUGAAUAACUUCCAGGGGAGGCGAUCGGAUUCUUCGAAGAAAGUACGAUUCUCGGAUCAGUACGAGUCUACCUCGGAGUUUAGUACCCGCAGUAACGUUAACGUUACCGAAAACGAAGAGUACUUCGAGGCCUGCGAUACCAUAUCCGACUCGCGGAUGCAGGUUUGCGAAGAGAACGCGAAGAAUAUACAGAAAGAAAAUUGCAGCCCGAACAGAGGCAACGCGAGUGUUAAUAAACCCCCUAGUUCGACGAGGGUGGUGGUGAUGAUGGUCGUGGAGAACAGUUCCAUCUAUUCCACCAGCGAUCUUAUAAACACUGGCUUGAAGAAACUGGAAUGCAUCACUUCCAAACAGUGCGACAGCGGCCAUAGUUCUCCUGGUUGCAGUUGUACAACGGGCACCGUCGAUACGUAUUACAACAUUACGAGCCAGGAGUCUUAUUCGACGUCAAACAGAACGAUCGAAUUCAUCAGGAGUGAUUCUACUUCGUCGAAUAGCAGCGGCGACAGUGCGAGCUCCGCGGGGCUUUUUUAUACGGUAGCUAACGCAGUGAAGUCUGUCGUGAACAGUAUCUCUGCUAUGACGAUGUCCCGGAAUAUUGAAAGGGGACAAGUGUCUCCCUCGAAAUCAGACGCGUCCGUUCCAGUGUCGCAGUUUCUUACCGCGUUCACACAGAGACCUGGAAAACGUUCCAGAGACAUUCUAGAUAGCUCACCGCAGAGGCAAAUGCGUUUAGGAUUCUCACAAUUCGAGCCUACGAGUCCGCUUCGAAAGCGACAUCGUGGGAAGAUCAAGGCUCGGGACCCGAUGCCCAGGAUGCUGUCUCCUAGAGGAGUGUCUUCGGAGACACAAGUUUUUCGUCAGGGUUCAUUAUCCGUUGGCGACACGGUUCUACCCCUACCUUCAAGGGCGCACCAAUCUUCGCAAACUGAUUGACGUCGAAUUGCACGUGCAGAGUAUUUAUUAUAUAUUUAACUUAAUAUUGUAUUCUAUCGUAAUGAAAAUUAAUUUAUUAUUUUAUUUUAUCGUGACUUAUUAUAGCGUUUAAAUUAUUUUGUGUAACGUUACGUAUUAAAAGUGCUGUGUUUUAAAAGAUCUAAUAUAUUUUUACACAGUUGACGAAUAAUUACUUCUUAUGCAUAAAUGAUGUUUGCAAAACAAAUAACAUAACUGUGAUCGAGAAAAUAAAUAUGAAAUCAUGUAAAAAUGAAGAUAUCGAUAGAAUAGAAAUCUUACUAGCAUCGAAGCACAAUCGGUAAAUCAGCGAAUGUUUACUUAAUUCUGUUUUUGAUGUUUUUCGGCAUUCGAUGGAUAAAAUACUUGUUAUGCAUAAAUGAUUGAUAUUUGUAAAACGAAUAACAUAACUGUGAUUGAGUAAAUAAAUGUCAAAUUAUGUAGAAGGGAGGAAAUCGAUAGAAUAGAAAUCUUAUAACCAUUGAAACACGA